CAUAAGAUAAGCUAGAAAAAUGUUUAACUAUUUUUAGAUUUAAGAAUUUGACAAAGUCUUGCAAACUAGUUUCCGCACAUUCGGCUUGCACACAGCGAAGGAAGAGGAAUGCUUACCAAAGAUGAUUGUGUGACAUACAAGACCUUUCGUCGUCGAUGAAACGUCAACAUACAAUUUUGAAGAUGACUCUGGUGUUUGCAACAUGUUUGUUGUCGGUUAUCUCAGUACCCACGGUCUUUGCUCAGAUGGCGCAAAUGUCUGUUCAGCCUCCAGCCACAUCUGCCGACACUGUCUGCAAGGAAUCUGACACUGUAUGUUCAGUCCGACUUUUUGUUGAGCAUAAAUUGACUAUGAUACUUGAAAAGGAACAGGCUUUAAUUAAACCCCAAAACGGACGCUUAACCACCAGCACGAAUACAUCGACGUAUCUGACCCUGGAGCAAGAGAAACGUGUGAUCACGGCUGAUGGUUACAGGUCGAUAUUGGUUAUUGCAAUAAAUGGCCAGUUUCCAGGCCCAAGGAUUGAGGCAUACGUAGGCCAAACCAUCAACAUGACAAUCGUCAACAAGCUUCAUACAGAUAGCAUUACAGUGCAUUUGCAUGGUAUACAUCAGAAGGGAACUCCGUGGAUGGACGGGGUUGCAUUCAUCACCCAAUGUCCCGUUUUACCCGGACAGACCUUCAAUCAGGUGUUUGAAGCUUUUCCCCCAGGUACCAACAUGUAUCACGCCCAUAUUGGUGACCAAAGAAGUAUGGGCCUCUACGGAGCAUUUAUUGUUUAUCCUAGGAAAACACCUGAAGUAAUCGGCCUCAACCAGAUAGUUAUACUAUUACAGGACUGGAAUCACUUAAUGGACCCAGAAACGGCUUAUAACAGAAUGCUGACUCAACAAUUUGAUUUUGAUACUGGAAAAGUUAUUGACACCACUUAUUCAGUAGACAGGGCUAACUUCUCCAGAUUCGAAUUUCAAUCGGGAUUAAUCAACGGACAAGGGAGACACUGGGCUGAUGCAUCUACAAACAAUGGAAGCCCACUUCCGCGAUUUCAAAUUAGCUCCGGGGUAACUUAUCGUUUCCGAAUCAUUGGCGCCAUGACGCUUUAUCCGAUGAGAGUGUCAAUCGAAGGACAAACAUUUACGAUUAGAGGAUCGGACGCGUUCGACAUCGAACGAACAACUGUGCAGUCGUUAGUUAUACACCCCGGUGAGAGAUAUGAUUUCGUUUGGCAAGGACCUUCCAAUACUUCCCAAAAGCAGUAUAUGUUGGUUGCAGAGACCAUAGAGACACCAGAAAGCCUCAACAACAAUAAAUAUCACGCGGCUGAGGCCAUUCUUGAGAUGGUGGACGUUACUGGCCCGGUCAAUUUGAACCCUUCGAAGGCGGCUCCUCCAAAUUGCAAUAUAAUAAACUGCACUGUACUCAACUGUCCGUACCAGUUCUAUCCAAGAAAUAGCAAAACCACAUGUCUAACAUUCAAUGACCUUUUGAAUAACGACCCGAUUCGGGAAACGGAUAAGAUUAUCGGAAACAAAGUCGAUAACGAGUACUUCUUUAACUUCGGAUUUCCUGGUCAAAAUGGUAAUACUCCUGGCUCAGUAAAUGCUAGAGAAUUCAUAUUUCCUUCCGUCCCAAUGCUCACGCAGUCAGACGAAAUAAGCACACUUUGCGAUGAAGGAAAAUGCAGGCGGGAAUGGAUGUGUGCAUGUUCGUAUACACAAAAUAUUCCUUCUGACAAACUCAUCCAGAUGGUUUUCACUAACAUAGGAAACGGAGCAGGAUGGUCACACCCUAUUCAUCUGCACGGUCACUCGUUCUAUGUCAUGAAGAUGGGACUAGGAACGUACAACCCUGAUAAAGGUGACCUCAUUGCCCAAAAUCAAGACAUUAUUUGCACCGACGGCAGGGAGUUCUGCAGCACAAUGAGAUGGAGAGAUUCGUCCUGGGAUAACGGAAAUGUCACUGGAAUGAAUGAUGAUCCGCCACAAAAAGACACAAUCGUGGUUCCAACUGGAGGCUACGUGGUGGUGCGGUUUAUCUCCGACAACCCCGGUAUGUGGUUCCUACAUUGUCACAUCGACCUGCACAACACCAACGGCAUGGGGAUGGUGAUAGACGAAGGAGAUACAAAGCCAACUACACCGAUAGGGUUUCCUGUUUGUCGCAACUUCGAAUUUAAAGGACUUCCAACUAAAUCUACUAGCAUGGCAACUAGGUUCAGAUUUGGGGCCGAAAACAUCAUUGCACUUGGCCUAGUUUCUAUUUGGUUCACUAUGCAGUUUUAAGAUGACAUUCAUAACAUGUGCAAAUAUUUUACUAUUUCACUAUUUGAUAAAAGCACAUUAAGUUACUGCAGAGAUACGUCUACAUGCACGCGAAUAUUUAUGUGUGAUUAUGUUAAUUAUUAUGCCUUUGUAUUAUAUUCUGUAUUCGGUCAUACAAGGAGGAACGAACUAAAGCGAUUUGUACUAUAAAUGUCUGAUUUUUUUCAAUUAUAAAUCCUUUUAUAUUUGUGUUUUUAGUAGAAAAUAUAAAGCUUGCGACUGUGUUCGCUCGUGCCCUGCAGACACCUUGCUAGUCAAUCAUAAUGCUAAAUUUGUUACAUGACACAUGCGCACGUGUGUGUUAACAGUAUAAUCAUUUUCAAAAGUUCGAUUUGUUUAUAAUACUUAUGCAAUUUAAACAUUUAGUAUCAAUUCUACGUAAUCUAAUACCAGAUUUGUUUUUGACCAACGUAGCUUAUACCUACUUAAGUAAAACGGACGGUAAAUAAUAAGCGAUUAAACUAAGGCGCAUACACUCGUUUUUAUAACCAUAGUGAAUGCCUUUUUAAUAUCUAACAAGAGUGUAAAAUGUGUGGCCUUAGUGAUAACCCUGAAUUAAAGCUCGGAAUCAAUAUAAAGUGUUUAGAGUGUAAAAUUUGAAUAUAAAUGUAGUUUAACAAGCAAUAAAUUAUAAUUACAAUUUGCUACUUGCUGUAAAUUGCACUUUUUUGGACCAGCAAAUUGAGAUUAAGGGGUUAUUUUUCAGUUGUUAAUUGAUAGGUUUUUUAUUGAUAGACAUGUUGUGAAUAUACAUAAUGGUAAUAGAACAUAAUGAAUACUGAACUUGAAGGAAACACUUUAAUGUUCGUUUAUGGUCGGUAAAAUGCACCCGUUGAACGAGUCGGAAUGACAAACAAAUUCCAACUUGUGCUUUUAGUUGCAAUAACUCCAAUUUAUUUUCACUUCAAAGAUUAAGGUCUUGAAACUACUCCCACCGCACAAACAGUAAGGAGCAGCAUGACAUUUUGCCAAUACAACUUUAUCAAAUAAAUUGAUACGGAUAACGUGUACGAGUAGUUAAAAUGUAAACUUGUAUUACACUUUGAAUUUAAGUAUGUUAACAUGAUUACUAAACAAAAUUAUAUACAUAUGAUUUAUAUACAAUAACGUGUAUACGCAAUAAGAGACAAUCUUUAACAGAUAUGAUUGUAAUCUUAGUAUCAUAAUUUUAUCUCUACGUAUAAAAUGUAUCUUGGCUCAAUAAAACAUGUUUGUUCAGA
Molecule: messenger RNA, 3541 nt
Organism: Dreissena polymorpha
Lineage: Eukaryota; Metazoa; Mollusca; Bivalvia; Myida; Dreissenidae
Exons: 5
Coding region: 156-2282 (708 amino acids)
Biological process (GO): iron ion transport
Cellular component (GO): plasma membrane
Molecular function (GO): oxidoreductase activity; copper ion binding
Source: RefSeq, a predicted model, not a curated record